Molecule: messenger RNA, 2116 nt
Organism: Diaporthe batatas
Lineage: Eukaryota; Fungi; Ascomycota; Sordariomycetes; Diaporthales; Diaporthaceae
Exons: 7
Coding region: 533-1885 (450 amino acids)
Biological process (GO): nuclear division; mitotic cell cycle; microtubule cytoskeleton organization
Cellular component (GO): microtubule; cytoplasm; spindle
Molecular function (GO): GTP binding; structural constituent of cytoskeleton
Source: RefSeq, a predicted model, not a curated record
CUUACCCCUGCGCUGCCCUGCCGAGAGAGAGAGCACGAGGUGAGAUGAGACGACGGACUGCGGACUUGGGGACACAGGCAAGACUGCAAAAUUUCACCCCACUAAAGCUAGAGCUGACAGGGGGGCCGGGGGUCCUGGGGUGAAUUGCUGCAGCGGUGCAGCCAGCAGGGUGCAGCUGUGGCAGUUGUGUGCACAGGUGCAGCAGUAGCAACCAACAGCAGAACCCACCUUUCAGGCUCUCUCUCUGUCCCCAGCUGCGUGGGGCCAUUGGCAGGCGUGGGCAAGGGUGCACGACCCCAGCAAGCAAUUCCCACAUCCACAUCGCCCCGAAACCUUGCAACUUUCAACACCAACCUGGCCUCGCCCUGCCUGUCUCGAGCUACACCACCCACAACCCACCACCCACCACCCAACCGUCCUCCUCCACCACCCGCCGUCGCCAGAUCAAUCCUCGUUCUUGUCGGCUGUCCCCUGCUCCUCUUUCUUGUUUCACCGUAUUCGCAACUAUUGUCUUUGCUCAACAGUCGCGACAAUGCGUGAGAUCAUCAGCGUCAACGUCGGCCAGGCUGGUUGCCAGAUCGCCAACUCGUGCUGGGAGCUCUACUGUCUCGAGCAUGGUAUUCAGCCCGAUGGAUACCUGACCGACGAGCGCAAGGCCGCCGACCCCGACCAGGGCUUCAGCACUUUCUUCUCCGAGACAGGCCAGGGCAAGUAUGUCCCGCGAACAAUCUACUGCGAUCUUGAGCCCAACGUCGUCGACGAGGUCCGCACCGGCCCAUACCGAAGCCUCUUCCACCCCGAGCACAUGAUCACUGGCAAGGAGGAUGCCUCCAACAACUAUGCUCGUGGCCACUACACCGUUGGCAAGGAGCUCAUCGACGGUGUCCUCGACAAGAUCCGCCGCGUUGCCGAUGCCUGCGCCGGUCUCCAGGGCUUCCUGGUCUUCCACUCUUUCGGUGGUGGUACCGGCUCUGGUUUCGGCGCUCUCCUCAUGGAGCGUCUGUCCGUCGACUACGGCAAGAAGAGCAAGCUGGAGUUCUGCGUCUACCCUGCUCCUCAGACCUCGGUUGCCGUCGUUGAGCCCUACAACUCGAUCCUGACAACCCACACCACCCUGGAGCACGCCGACUGCUCCUUCAUGGUCGACAACGAGGCCAUCUACGACAUUUGCCGCCGCAACCUCGGGCUCGAGCGCCCCAACUACAUCAACCUGAACCGCUUGAUUGCUCAGGUUGUCUCUUCCAUCACCGCUUCCCUGCGUUUCGAUGGCUCCCUGAACGUCGACUUGAACGAGUUCCAGACCAACCUUGUGCCAUACCCGCGUAUCCACUUCCCUCUGGUCGCCUACGCGCCCGUCAUCUCUGCCGCCAAGGCUGCCCACGAGUCCAACUCGGUCCAGGAGAUGACCAUGUCCUGCUUCGAGCCUUACAACCAGAUGGUCAAGUGUGACCCCAGGAACGGCAAGUACAUGGCUACCUGCCUGCUGUACCGUGGCGACGUUGUGCCCAAGGAUGCCCACGGUGCCGUGGCCACGCUCAAGACCAAGCGCACCAUCCAGUUUGUCGACUGGUGCCCUACCGGUUUCAAGCUUGGUAUCUGCUUCCAGCCCCCUGAGCAGGUGCCCAACGGUGAUCUCGCCAAGGUUGACCGUGCUGUUUGCAUGCUCUCCAACACAACUGCCAUUGCUGAGGCUUGGUCUGCUCUUUCCCAGAAGUUCGAUCUCAUGUACUCCAAGCGCGCGUUCGUCCACUGGUACGUCGGUGAGGGUAUGGAGGAAGGUGAAUUCUCUGAGGCUCGGGAGGAUCUGGCUGCUCUUGAGCGUGAUUACGAGGAGGUUGCUACCGACUCCAUGGGCGAGGAGGGUGACAUCGAUGUCGAGUACUAAAGCGUGUUGGAGAUCUGAGGGAGUCUUCUUGGCAAACAUACCCCAUUGACUUCGCUCUACUAUUGUGAGCACACAUGUGUGAUCCUGGUUUCCCAGGGACAAUGUGCUGCGGAUCAUGAAGAUUAGAUAGUGACCCUUUCCUUCACUGUUAGAUCGAGGUGGAGAUUACCCAACUUUAAUCACAGGACACAAAAUUGUACGGAGUCCAAAAGAACAUACUUUGCAAAAGGA